Messenger RNA from Sorghum bicolor (sorghum), 2639 nucleotides. RefSeq names its product probable inactive receptor kinase RLK902. Gene Ontology annotation, biological process: protein phosphorylation. Bases 296 to 2314 code for a protein of 672 amino acids. Gene Ontology annotation, molecular function: protein binding; protein kinase activity; ATP binding. NCBI's taxonomy places the organism in Eukaryota, Viridiplantae, Streptophyta, Magnoliopsida, Poales, Poaceae. The record is from RefSeq and is a predicted model, not a curated record. The transcript has 2 exons.
UUUCUCAUUCAGCACGUAGCAACUCCUCUCUUUUUUUUUCUCUCUCUCUCUCUCUAUCAGGCGGCGUCCAAAUCUCACCGUGGAUCAGAAUUCACGCCCCGUUGCGGGCUUGCGGCCCCCUCUUUCCCCACUGCUGCCCCGGCGCCAGCUGCAGCAGCGCCAAGCCGGGAAAAAAGCUUCUUUCCGAUAUUCGGCUGUCUUGUUUCCAUUCUCCCCUCUCCCUCCCUCCUCCAGCACCCCGCAUGGUGUGAUCAGGCCGCUCGGCGUGGAAGGAAAAGGCGCGACACAGCCAGCCAUGCCCACGCCUCGCGCCGCCACCGUCCUCCUGCUGCUAGCCCUGGCGGCCAGCGCGGCCCGGGGCGCCGACGACCUGGCCUCGGACACCGCGGCGCUGCAGGCCUUCCUGGCGCCGUUCGGGUCCGCGACUGUGUCGUGGAACUCGUCCACGCCGACCUGCUCCUGGACGGGCAUCGUCUGCACGGGCGGCCGCGUCACGGAGAUCCACCUGCCCGGGGAAGGCCUCCGGGGCGCGCUCCCCGUCGGCGCGCUCGGCGGGCUCAACAAGCUUGCCGUGCUGUCGCUGCGGUACAACGCGCUCUCCGGCGCGCUGCCUCGGGACCUGGCCUCCUGCGUCGAGCUCCGCGUGAUCAACCUGCAGUCCAACCUCCUCUCGGGCGAGCUCCCCGCGGAGGUUCUGGCGCUGCCGGCGUUGACGCAGCUCAACCUCGCGGAGAACCGCUUCGAGGGGAGGGUAUCGCCGGCCAUUGCCAAGAACGGGCGGCUGCAGCUGCUCUUCCUGGACGGCAACCGCCUCACGGGAGAGCUGCCGGAUGUCAGCAUGCCGUCGCUCACCUCGUUCAACGUCUCCUUCAACAACCUCAGCGGCGAGAUACCCACGAGCUUCGGCGGCAUGCCGGCCACGUCUUUCCUCGGCAUGCCGCUGUGCGGCAAGCCCCUCUCGCCGUGCCGAGCGCCGGGUUCGGAAGCGCCGCCGUCCUCCUCUCAGUCUCCCACGCUCCCGCCCGAGGCACCGGCCUCGACGACGGACAGCCGCGGACGAGGCAGGCAUCACCUCGCCGGCGGCGCCAUCGCUGGCAUUGUGAUUGGCUGCGCGUUUGGCUUCCUGCUCGUCGCGGCCGUCCUCGUCCUCGCGUGCGGCGCGCUGCGGCGGGAGCCGAGACCAACGUACCGCAGCCACGACGCCGUUGCGGCGGAGCUGGCCCUGCACAGCAAGGAGGCAAUGAGCCCCAACGGCUACACUCCACGUGUCUCAGACGCGCGACCGCCGCCGCCGCCGCUGCCUUCAGUCCCGCCAGCCGCACCCGCGGGGCGGAAGAAGCUUUUCUUCUUCGGUAGGAUUCCUCGUCCCUACGACCUCGAGGACCUGCUGCGCGCGUCCGCCGAGGUUCUCGGCAAGGGCACGUACGGCACCACGUACAAGGCCGCGAUCGAGUCUGGGCCGGUCAUGGCGGUGAAGCGCCUCAAGGAGACCUCGUUGCCGGAGCGCGAGUUCCGGGACAAGGUCGCGGCCAUCGGCGGGAUCGACCAUCCCAACGUCGUGCCCCUGCAGGCGUAUUACUUCAGCAAGGACGAGAAGCUCAUGGUGUACGAGUUCGUGGCCAUGGGCAGCCUUUCCUCCAUGCUUCACGGCAACCGCGGCUCCGGCCGGUCGCCGCUGAGCUGGGAGUCGAGGAGGCGCAUCGCGCUGGCCUCGGCGCGCGGCCUCGAGUACAUCCACGCCACGGGCUCCAUGGUGACGCACGGCAACAUCAAGUCCUCCAACAUCCUCCUCAGCCGCUCCGUGGACGCGCGCGUGGCCGACCACGGGCUCGCGCACCUCGUCGGCCCGGCCGGCGCGCCGACGACCCGCGUCGCGGGGUACCGCGCGCCCGAGGUGGUGGCGGACCCGCGGCGGGCUUCGCAGAAGGCGGACGUGUACAGCUUCGGCGUGCUGCUCCUGGAGCUGCUGACGGGGAAGGCGCCGACGCACGCGGUGCUGCACGAGGAAGGCGUGGACCUCCCGCGGUGGGCGCGCUCCGUGGUGAAGGAGGAGUGGACGUCCGAGGUGUUCGACACGGAGCUGCUCAGGCACCCGGGCGCCGAGGAGGAGAUGGUGGAGAUGCUGCAGCUGGCCAUGGACUGCAGCGAGCCCGCCCCGGACCAGCGGCCGGCGAUGCCCGAGAUCGUGGCGCGCAUCGAGGCGCUCGGCGGCAUGGCGUCGGCGUCCACGGCGCGGUCCGCCGGCCGGAGUGUUUCCAUGGACGAGGCGGACGACCGGCCGCUGAGGACCACCGGAUCGAUCCGCCAGAGCUGAGGUCCGUCCGAUCUGUCACUUGUCAGGCAGCAGCGUACUGUAGUGGUCAUUCGGUAACUCAUGGAAGGUUCUGAAGAAGGGGGAAAAAAGAGAGAUCUUUCUGUUCUGUCUUCUUGCGUUUGUCGUAGGGCGUUUCGUCGUGUGCUGUUUAUUCUUUGAUGAAGUCUCUUGACACUGCUUCGUCCUCAGAUCAAUUCUUUCGUUUUAUUAGCAGCGGUGAGUGUGCUGAUGGUGUUGAAUUGGUGGUGGUGAUAGGAAAAAGUCAGUCAUGCAAUGUGUAAUUACUUUACCUCUACCUGAAUGGUGCGAUCGUCUCUGCUGAUUU